Messenger RNA from Scatophagus argus, 5352 nucleotides. RefSeq names its product embryonal Fyn-associated substrate (gene efs). Gene Ontology annotation, biological process: cell surface receptor protein tyrosine kinase signaling pathway; cell migration. The transcript has 8 exons. Lineage: Eukaryota; Metazoa; Chordata; Actinopteri; Scatophagidae. The coding region runs from base 582 to 3512 and encodes 976 amino acids. Gene Ontology annotation, cellular component: plasma membrane; cytoplasm. Gene Ontology annotation, molecular function: protein binding. The record is from RefSeq and is a predicted model, not a curated record.
AUUUCAGAACGAUUGUUUUUACGCUGCUAAUGUUGACUGGCAAACACAUCGGCUCUAUCGGUUUAGCCCGAUCGUGCCAUUGUUGUUUUGAACUGAACUUUAGCGUUAGCAGAGAAAGGCGAAGCAGAUAAGUAGCGUUAACAUGGCUAACAUCAACUAGCUAGCGUUAGUACCUAGGCCGCGACAACAUAGCUACCGUUACUCUAGCGGAUCUCUUCAGUUCAAAUGAAUUACGAUUUGAGCUGGACAGUAGCUAUAUGCUCAAUUAACGAAGAUAUGUUUGAUAGCGAAUGCACAUCGCUUAUUUAUUUGCGACAUUAAGCUAACUUGUUAGCUUUCGCUGAUCGGGUUGCAUUCAAUGAAACGCUACUGGGCGUGGAAAGGAUAAGACAGGAUUCCUAUGAAGGCGGAGACGACGAGGCGCUCGGACUUGGAGAUGUGUCCUAUCCAGACCCAGCUGUGCUUCUGCACCCAGUGCCUCUGGCGACCAACACAUCCAUGAGAACCACAGCUGAUCUAGAUGGAUGACCACGACACUCGACUUACACUUUCUCUGAGACAUAACUGUUAACGUCACAACGAUGUCUGUCUCCACGGUAUUGGCUAAGGCACUGUUCGACAACACUGCAGAGAGCCCGGAGGAGCUGGCUUUCCGGAAGGGUGACAUCCUGAUGGUUCUUGAUCAGGAGCAGACUGGUGGGCCGGGCUGGUGGCUCUGCUCCCUGCAUGGCAGACAGGGAAUUGCCCCUGCCAACCGCCUUCGACUCCUCCAGACAGCCCCACCCCCAGGCUCAGACCUCCGUCAUGGCUCUGUUGAAGACUCUGUUUACUUGUCCCCUGGUUCCCCGCUGGCCCGGACUGCUGUCAGCAGCAGUGCAGAGGACAUAGAUGGAGUGUAUCGCUCCCCGCCAGGCGUGGGUGAGGGACGAGGAGUUGGAGCCGCAUCAAGACCAGGGGAGCUCCGCAGAGUCGAGGGUGGGCGCCCGCGCUCGCAUUCCAGUUCUGGCACCCGUCCCAGACCUGACUGGGAUAUCGGAGUGGCGGGGCGUCCACGCUCACCGUCUCUGAGAGGACGAGGCACAGAAAUGACAGGAACACUUUAUCAGACUCCAGUAAGUCCCAUGCCUUCAGCAGCUCAGCAUGUCAGGCAGCCAGGAGCUCUUAUAGCUUCAGAAUCUGUGUACCUGUCCCCUACUGGAGUGCCAAGGGCAGCUGAUGAACCAGAGGACACUACAUAUCUAGUCCCUAGAGAAACACUAACAGCAGGACACUCUGACGACUGUUACUUGGUGCCCAAAGGUACACCACUUGCAGGUGACGAUGUUUACCAGUCUCCAACAGGAGGAGUGGCUAACGCUGUCUGCUCUAAUGGUCCCUCUACUGUUGGUGGAACACCUGGUACCCCCAGAGUGAAUCAGGACACACCUGGAAUGUACCAAACACCCACCCCUGUUGGAGCAAGCCUUCACAGGACUUCAGCCACAGUUUUGGCCCACCAGCACCCAUCUCAGUUGUCACCUGCCCAGGCAUCAUCCAGACCUCUGCUCAAGGGAGUUUCACCUACCCCUGCUGUUUCCAGGGGCAAACCUGGUAUGGCCUGUCACCGGGGGUCCCCUUUGCUGGUCAGAGCAGGACAGAUGAGGGUUCCCGGCUCACCAAACUUUGCUCGCAAACCUCCACCUCCAGCACCGCCAGUGAGGGGAGUCACUCGGAAAGAUGCACAACAAGCAGCACUGUCAUCGGCUGAUUGUAGCUCUGCACCCAAACCCACUGCUCAGGUCACUCCUGUAAGUCUGCAGCAAGAAGUGGCCAAGCAGAAUGGAACUCCUCAGAAUAAGGAAGAAAGGAUGAACAAUGGCACGGAGAAAAGCGGCAAUGUGCAGAAUAAAAAUGGAGAGAAUCAAGAUUACUCAGAUCCUGUGGAUGAUCAGGUGUAUGAUACCCCUCCCAGUGGCAGGUGGCAGCGUCCAGUCCCAUCCGCCCUUGGCGAUGAUGAUGGCAUCUAUGACACCCCUCGUAGUGUCCCACCACAGGUUGACUCUGAGACAGAGGUCUAUGAUGUCCCCACCAUCACACUGAAUGUGUCCACAUCAGAUGUCCAGACUGAUGAAGUUGAUGACGACGUGUACAGUGUCCCUACACUUCCAGGUGUGCCUCUGGGCACAGGGGAGGCCACCACCAGCCUCUCUGGGGAGGAUGUGGCCCUGGUUGGACAGGUCUACCGCGUUCCUGGACCUGAGAAACGGACCAGUGGUGGCGGUCAUGACAAGGACUCCUCUGAGCCUGACUGUGGCAUCUAUGACAUGCCUGCUUUGACUGUUGAAGUCCUCCCUCACUCUUUGUCAUCCUCCUCCACCUCUACUCGCCGCCUCUCUAUCUCUAGUAACGGUUCAGGUGACAUGCAGUGGAGGGCCUCACUCUCCAGCCUUGUCCACUCGGUGCUGAGCACAGUCUCCUGCUCGUCCUCUACUCUGUCGUCGCGGGACCUGGCCACUUCGUUGGCUGAAAUCCUGUCAACCUGGAAAGCCAGCCAUUCAGAUGAUCCUCCACCUCCUCUUCAGCAGGCGUGGGCUCGGCUGUCGGACCUCCUGCCGGCGCUCUCUGCUGUUGGCAACGCUCCUCCUUCUGAAGGGCUCUUGUUGCUGGUCCAGCGCUCUCUUGAGGAAAGUGUCCUCCUCUUGCAGGCUCAGGGCCGUCCCCGCCUGCCUUCCCAAGAAUCCCUGUCUCGCAGGCCGUUGCCCGCACUCCCGGUGCCUGACGGGAAGUCCUCAGGAAAUGGGAUGGGCUCCCGCAAAGGUAGCUGGAUCCAAGAAAGGCCACUGCCUCCAACCCCUCAGCCUUCCUUCCCCUUGCCUCCCACUCCAUCAACUGUGACACUGACAGUGGGCCCUGCUGAUGGAGAAGAUGACCCAAGCAAUGAGUAUGCAGGAAUUGGCUUGACUCCCAUUCCUGCUCCAGUACCUAGUGGAGACAGUGUUGGAUAUGUGAAACUACAGGGUAAACCAGAGCCACCUCCUGAUGCCCUGGCUGAGAAUGGACAAACACAAACUAUCACCGCAGAGCCGAGGUUGACCCCAUCCCCUGGUCUCCCGGUGUCCCUCUCCCUGGAGGACUCGGAGCUGCUAUCUUUUUACUCCUCUCAGAGCCUCGCUCACCUCUCUUGCCUGGCAGAUGCCAUCGAUGUGCUCUUCAGCAGCGUGCAGGGGAACCAACCUCCCCGCAUCUUUGUUGCCAGAGGGAAGAGUCUCAUUGUGACAGCACACAAGCUGGUGUUCAUCGGGGACACGCUCUCGCGCCUCCUCACCUCUGCCGACCUCCGGGCCAAGAUCACAACCUCGGGGGGACGACUCUGCCAGGCAUUGAAGUCAGUUGUCGUGGCAACAAAGGGCGCUGCACAAAACUACCCGUCAGUAUCUGCCACCCAGGAGAUGGUGGACCGCGUCGCUGAGCUUUCCCAGCAAGCAGCUGGCUUCUCCACUCUGCUCCAGCGUUUGGCAGAAAUAUCCUCAUGAUAUUUCAUAUCACUCACGUAAAAACAUUGUUUACACUACACAUAUAUUUUCUCUCUUUGAAAUGCCUUAUUUGUUGUUUGAUUCUUUCUUUACCUUUCAUUUGUAUGGGAUUGAAGCAAGCAAAGUUGAAUCCUGGCGUCGAGCCUUGCUGCAGCUGUUACUUAGCUGGGUUUUCACUGUGUUGGUUCUGUCUUCCAAGUGUGUUGGUUUGCCUUUGUUUAUAUACUGACCUCUGUGCUUUGACGCCAGGCACACCGUGUCUUUUUGAGUGUUAACUUAUUAAAUAUUUGAAGCCCUGCUGUGGCUUUGCGUGUCUGUGCGGAUUGCUUAUCUUGGGAGCUUUGCUUUAUUGUGUUGGUCAUAUUUCUUUCCCUCACUUGACAGCCAGUUUUCCUUCCUUUCUCUAUUUAUUUAGCCAUCCCUCCUAUUCCAAAAAUAGCACAGAAGGAGGCCUUACAUCCUGGUUCUGGCCUACUUUCUGACACCCAGAAGGCCUUUUGUGAUUAUCAUUCUGGAGCUCUUGAAGCAGCAUAUCGAGCGUUUGGGGCUUGAUGGGAUGAGGCGUGGAGUAGGAAGUUUGCCCGACUUCCAUUCUUAAUUUGUGCAAGUAUAUGUUGUGUUUGUGUAGUGCCCAUUUCCACAAGAAAGCAAAGAUUAACUGCAGUAAAGCAUGUAAUCCAUGGCAUGAGGAUUAUAUGAAACAUCUCUCAACACAUGGCCAGUUUACAAUCACGAUAAUAUGUGAGCAUUGAUGCAGUGACUGGCAGUGAAUAAUAAUAGUUGGAUGAGAAAUUGCUUAAUCUUGUUCUUUCCCACAGUCACAUGUUACCCUGACAGUGGGUAAGAAACCUGUUGACCAAGCUCACCUGUCUCCACACGUCUUAUUAUGGUGUACAUGCUCACGUCUCUUUCACUGUCUUUGCUUUUCAUGUUCAUUUCUCGUAAAAUGAAGACGCAUACCUGUUUUUCCAUCUCAGACCUCCAGAUUAAUAUCUGGCCUCUGUCAGUUUCAUUCAUACCAUUUAUCACAUGUAUAAUAAUAGAAACAUGCUCAGUAUUAAGUUCUUGUGGAAUCUAUACUAGACUGGAAGUUGAACAAACAUUUACAUGACAAAUCUUUAUUGUGUAAACACAUGAACAGCUUCAUCUUUGGGUGCUCUACAAAGUUUGAUUAUUAUACUCAACAGUGUUUGGAUCAAUCUUCUGUAUCAUUAGUCAUAUUGCUAAACAUGAUAUUCAAGUUUUUUUCUUUUAGAUCCAAAUCAGUAUCUUCAGGGCAUUUCAUAAUCAUUUUUACAGUUGUGUCAGUUGAAAUCGUUCUAACUUCCUGCUUUGACAUUUUAAUCUACUGCAGUGCCACCUUGUGGAGGUUUGAAGUAUUACUUAAUGAAUACCUGCCUGCCAAAACAGGCUCAAUAGUGUAUGUAUGAGAACAGCAUGAUCGGGAACUAACCUUGAGUUCAAUAUUUAUUAUUGUCAGUUCUUAUGUUCUUUGCUUUUCAGUUUGCAUGGCUUUAAUUUGCUUACAUCUUUAUAUGCAUCUCCUUCAGGAGGGGUGAUUUUCCUUGGUGAUUUACCGCGAACGAAAAUCUGUCUUUGUUUUUUUUUUUUUUUUCUGGAAAAAUAUGUCUAAGUUACAGUUCAAAGAUGGCUGUGUUUUCUAUUAUACAAGAGAGUUUUUUACACUACGUGAACUCAUUUGAGUCUGUUAUCCAUAUUUGAUGAGGUAUAAAAGUGAACGUUUCUCCUACAUUAUGCAGACCUAAAUCUCUUAACACUACAUUUGAUGUCUGUCUUGUAUUCCUCUUCAGAAUGCACAAAUACAUCUUUUGCAAUUAAA